GGAAGUUCCUCGGGUGCAAGGGGAAUGGGGUCAUGACAUCAUAGCCCCGCCCUUAAUCACGUUCCACGCGGGGUAACUUUUGCUCUGCAGGCCGGUCACACCGUUUCAAAGGUCGCAGCGCAUGUGUCCGGGCUGUGCCCGCUCUGUGGGGCUUCUCAUGUGACCACCGCAAAUGGGCUUGAGUAAAUUGGAUGUUCUUUAUAGGCGGUUGCUCCUUACCAGAUUAUUUAUCCGAGGAUGGGGAAAACCAGAAGAUCUAAAGAGGAUAUUUGAAUUUCGGAAGAUUAUUGGAAACCGAGAAAAAUGUCAACAUUUGGUGUCAAAUGACUAUCCGGUGCAUAUAGAUAAGGUUGAAGAGCAAACUGACUGUAAGAUAUUUGAUGGCCAUUUUACUUCUCCACUUGCUCACUAUGUACCUGAAGUCAUGCCUUCUGAGUCCGUUAUAGCUAGAUUCCAGUUUAUUGUUCCGAAAGAAUGGAAGACAAAGUAUAGACCUGUUUGCAUUCAUCUAGCUGGCACAGGAGACCAUUAUUACUGGAGGAGACGUACAUUAAUGGCUCGUCCAAUGAUCAAAGAGGCUGGAAUGGCUUCCCUGUUGUUAGAAAAUCCAUAUUAUGGCUGCCGAAAACCAAAGGACCAAGUGAGAUCUAGUUUGAAGAAUGUAUCUGACUUGUUUGUCAUGGGUGGAGCAUUGGUACUGGAGUCUGCUGCUCUUCUACACUGGCUGGAAAGAGAAGGCUAUGGCCCCCUGGGCAUGACAGGCAUUUCAAUGGGAGGCCAUAUGGCUUCUUUAGCCGUUACCAACUGGCCAAAGCCUAUUCCAUUGAUUCCAUGUCUGUCCUGGUCAACUGCUUCAGGAGUUUUUACAACGGGUGUUUUAAGUAAGGCUGUUAAUUGGAGAGAGCUAGAGAAGCAGUACUGCACACAAACAGUCUAUGAAGAGGAAAUUAUACAUCUUCUCGAAUAUUGUGGGACAGAUUCUUUCAAAAUGGGACAGGAUUUUGUAAAAAAUUCCCCAAGGAGCCUUGAUAGCCUGGCCCACUUAAAACUGGCUUCAGACAUUUUUGACUUUAAGGAUACUAGGGACUCCUUGUCUGCUGAGCCAGUACAGCCUUUGCAUACUAAUCACGAUGCUAACGGGCUGAUGUUCCAAAGCGGUUCCAAAGUAUCUAUUAUUGGGCAAGAACCCACUGGUCAAAAUGUCAACAGCUCCAAAUCAGGAAGGCCACGGGGACUGGGAAGCAUGAGAAAAGAAGAGAACAACAGGAACAAAGCUCUGCAGAGGGAAUCUUUUCUGUUCAUGAAAGGGGUGAUGGAUGAAUGUACACAUGUAGCCAACUUUUCAGCACCUGUGGAUCCAAGUUUAAUUAUAGUUGUCCAGGCCAAAGAAGAUGCCUAUGUCCCAAGGACUGGUGUGCGUGGACUUCAUGAAAUCUGGCCAGGCUGUGAGAUAAGAUAUCUUGAAGGAGGUCAUAUUAGCGCCUACCUCUUUAAACAAGGCCUUUUCAGACAAGCAAUCUAUGACGCCUUUAAUCGAUAUCUUCAGAAAUACCCAAUGUGAUCUUGUGGGAAAUUCAUUCCGUCCUUCUACAUCAGAAGUAAUUUAAGGACUAAUUUAAGAAAGUGUAUGAACAGACAUUGCACAAAGACCUUACUGGUUUCUACGGACCUUCAUCAGCAAUGCACUACUCAGCCAACUUCUGUGAAGGAUUAUAUACUGGUAUCCUCCGAAAUUGCCACAAUUUACACAUGCUGUAUGAGUGUGUGUGGAUUGUUUUUUUUUUUUUUUUUUUUUUUUGUUAAACCACAUUUUCAUUUGAAACUAUUUUUUUGUGUUUUAUUUUACUGUGUAUUUGAAACGCCUUUUAGCGUGCUCUGAAACUUUGUAACUUUUUAAAAUGCCUUUAAAUUUUUUUUAUUUUUCGCAAUUUAAACUAAGAAUUGAAGAUGCCAAGAAAACAUAAAUGGAUUUGAUUUUUUGCACUUAAAAAUAGCUGAGGCUAAGAUAUAGUUUGUGCCUGGUAAGAGUGAAAAUAAUAAUAAUUAAUUAAAAAAUUAACACUUUUUUUCAUUAUCAUUCAGACUUCAAUAUACCUUAUUUUAAUUGAUUCAAGUGUUUUAUUGAGAGUGAUAAUAACAAUAAAAAAGUAUUCAUAUCAGAAUGCCGUAUACAGAAGAUAAUAUAUUUGUAUGCCAAGCAGUGUUUGUGAUUAAAGACUUUGACCCCCCCCCCAA
This is a messenger RNA of Xenopus laevis (African clawed frog), 2235 nucleotides long. RefSeq names its product abhydrolase domain containing 18 L homeolog (gene abhd18.L). Lineage: Eukaryota; Metazoa; Chordata; Amphibia; Anura; Pipidae. The record is from RefSeq and is a predicted model, not a curated record. Bases 173 to 1561 code for a protein of 462 amino acids. The transcript has 13 exons.